AAUUUAAUGAGUCAGUUUAAUUAUGAAAACACCACAACAUAUACAAAACAAACAACUGCUGAACUGAAGGACAAAGCUAUUGGAGGUGAAAUGGAAGUAGAUGGCCAGGAAGCUGGGGAAUUAACAACAAGUACUGUCCCAAUUGACUUCAACCUGUAUAAGAAAUUUUGGGCAUUACAAGAUUAUUUCCGUAAUCCCACUCAGUGUUACACUACUUUGGCCUGGAAAACAUUCACACAGUAUACAAAAGAAGUUCUAAAUGUGUUUAGAAGUGUCAAGUUGGAGCAUGUUACAUGGAAAAAGAAAGCAAAGGAAUUUAAAGAUCUCCAGGGAAGUGACAGCAAAGAUCUGGCUCGCUAUUUUGCCAAGUUUCUUACUAACGAGAAGCUCCUUGAUCUUCAACUAAGUGACAGUAACUUCAGGAGAACUAUCCUUGUACAAAUGUUAAUAAUAUAUCAGUACCUUGCUGGUAAUGUCAAGUUUAAAAGCAUAUCCUAGAAAGAGAAGAAAACUGGAUAUCAUGGAAGAACGAAGGGUGUCCAAGUUUCAUUAAAGACAGAAGCCAAGAUGAAGUGGCACCCAAACCCUCAAGAAAGCGUAAAGUCAGUCUUGGGGAAGAGAUGGCCUCAGGUUGGAAAUCCAAAAAAGUGCUCAUGGGAAGCAAUGAGUUGACUCGUCUUUGGAAUUUAUGCCCGGACAAUUUGGAGGCUUGCAAAGCCGAUAACAGAGUUUUUCUCCCAACUCUUGAGGAAUAUUUUUCGGAGGCCAUAGAGCAAGCUGAUCCAGCCGCUAUGGUGGAAGAGGAGUACAAGGUUACAAAAAACAGUAACUUUGGUUGGCGAGCAUUGCGUCUCCUCGCUCGUAGAAGCCAUCACUUUUUCCAGCCAAGCACCAACCCGUUCAAAACGCUUCCAGACUACCUUGAAAGUGUUGUACAACAACUUGCGCAAGAAUUACCGAACUUAAAGACUGAGGAAGGCAUCGUGGUUAAUGGAACCUCGGACUCAGCCGUGCCUAUCACGUGAUGGCACCAAAAGGAAGUCACUGGCUUGUGUCAAGUGAAGACAGCAUCACAUCCGCAAGAUAUUAUAUCCAUUUAAUUCUCUCUUAAUUGUAAUUAAAGCUGUUUGCAAGACCAGACAA
Pocillopora damicornis (cauliflower coral) is the source of this 1143-nucleotide messenger RNA. RefSeq names its product THO complex subunit 1. NCBI's taxonomy places the organism in Eukaryota, Metazoa, Cnidaria, Anthozoa, Scleractinia, Pocilloporidae. Gene Ontology annotation, biological process: mRNA export from nucleus. Gene Ontology annotation, cellular component: THO complex part of transcription export complex. The record is from RefSeq and is a predicted model, not a curated record.